Messenger RNA from Pangasianodon hypophthalmus (striped catfish), 1633 nucleotides. RefSeq names its product dynein, light chain, LC8-type 2a (gene dynll2a). Gene Ontology annotation, biological process: cilium assembly; microtubule-based process. Bases 302 to 571 code for a protein of 89 amino acids. Gene Ontology annotation, cellular component: cytoplasmic dynein complex. Gene Ontology annotation, molecular function: dynein intermediate chain binding; dynein light intermediate chain binding. The record is from RefSeq and is a predicted model, not a curated record. The transcript is spliced from 3 exons. NCBI's taxonomy places the organism in Eukaryota, Metazoa, Chordata, Actinopteri, Siluriformes, Pangasiidae.
CGGUCAAAGAUGCAUUAUGGGUUGAAAUAAGAUGCAGGCAGAGCGGCGCGAGAGGAAAACGCGCGCGCACCACACGGCGGAGGCGGAGAGCUGCAGCCAAUGGAAAGCGCGCGCUGGAGAGCAGCGGAACCGAGCAGAGGAACCGAGCAGCGCUUCAGACUCUGUGUUUGAGUUCCUGUAGACACAAAGCUCAUCCUGACAGGACGCGAGAAAAAUACAAGCAUCCAAACUCGGGCUGCUGUGAAUAUUUCUGCUUCUUAUUCUUCUUAUUUGCUAAGGACACCUGAUCGACUGCAGCAUUAUGACUGACAGGAAAGCUGUGAUCAAGAAUGCUGACAUGUCUGAGGACAUGCAGCAGGAUGCAGUUGACUGUGCAACACAGGCCAUGGAGAAGUACAACAUUGAGAAGGACAUCGCAGCAUACAUCAAAAAGGAGUUUGACAAGAAGUACAACCCAACAUGGCAUUGCAUUGUGGGAAGAAACUUUGGCAGCUAUGUCACCCAUGAGACGAAGCACUUCAUCUACUUCUACUUGGGCCAGGUGGCCAUCCUCCUGUUCAAAUCCGGCUGAUGUCUUACAGCGAGAGUAGAAUGUUCUUUUCCAACAUGGACCAAGAUGCACUAGUGGCCAAUGUCCUGUCUAACCACAUGCUACAAAUAUUAAACAAGGCCAUACCAUGACUAUGCUGACUGUGCGUAACUGCAUGGGCCGUAUACCAUACUAAUUGUGCAUAUGUUGAGGUUAAGUUGCUUUUCAGUAGGUGUCCCAUGUUUAUCGGGAGAGUUUUUGUUUCUGGUCCUGACGAGUUUGUUCGAGCAUAGGAGCUGUGAAGGCAGGCGUGAUGUUGAUUAAAUAAAGCAAUUCAGAUGAACUCCAAAAAGUGCAUCUGUAUUAUUUUUCUUCUAAGAGCUGUUUUGUUUAAGUAGUCUUUGCUGCCAUGUAGUUCUAACGAGCACGGGGUGUGUCUGUACCGUGGUGGAGAUGGAGAAUAAAGAAAAUAAGUCAUGUUUAUGUGGGUUCAUCUAAGGUUAGGUGAUUAUUAUUGUCGAUUGUUUCAUGUCAUUGGUUUGGAGAUGGUGCUUGUAUGCUAGGGAACAGAUGGGUUACAGAUGCACAAAUCACACUCUUAUUCUGUGAAACUGCAUUUCCUUUUUGUUUAAAAUGUCUUACAAGGUUACAAGUGCAUUAUGUCUGUUGGGGAAUAAUCUAAGAUAUAUUAAACGAACUGCUUUUCCAGCUUUAUUUUGUGUUUAAUUUCUUCAUUAUGUCAGUUGCCGAACAUAAAGGGACUCUGCACACAAUAUUCUCCAGCUCUUUCAGUCUGCUAUUAAAGUUGGAAUUAUUUAGAUGUUUAGCAUUUAGCAUGUUUUUUUUCUCUACAUAUGAGGUGUAGGUUUUUGUUACUUGUCUGUAUUUGCUAUUUCUGUAUAUUGCACAUGACUUCAAGCCUCCCUCUAUUGGUAGGCCUGUGAAACACUUGCACUCCAUUUCACUGUACCCUCUCAGGUACUGCCCAUGACAAAAAGCAGAUCAGUCAUUAACAUGUGUAAAUGUCCUCUGGGUUUUGUUUGCCUAAGUAAUUUUGCUGUAUUGUGUAAUAUCAAUAAAGACUAUAGUUGCACAUUGGAGAAA